This is a messenger RNA of Brachypodium distachyon (stiff brome), 7275 nucleotides long. RefSeq names its product methyl-CpG-binding domain-containing protein 9. NCBI's taxonomy places the organism in Eukaryota, Viridiplantae, Streptophyta, Magnoliopsida, Poales, Poaceae. The coding region runs from base 228 to 6533 and encodes 2101 amino acids. The record is from RefSeq and is a predicted model, not a curated record. Gene Ontology annotation, cellular component: nucleus. The transcript has 11 exons. Gene Ontology annotation, molecular function: protein binding.
CCUCUCUUCUGGAAUGAAAUCCCUCCCUCUCUCUCUCUCUCUCCCCCCUUAACCCCAGCCUCGCUUUGCUCGUGGGAGCUUCUCUGCUUUCCCCUGCUGCUUGCUCUCUCCCUCCCUCCCCCGCUCGCCGCUACUCCUCUCCCUCGCUGCUGCCCCAUCGCUAUGCCCGGAAUUCGAACCCUAGCCUGAACUCGAGCGCGAGCGCGAGCACGAUCCCUUUGGUUGCCAUGGAUCGCCCGCCGCAUCUCGACAUCGACCUCAACGAGGAGCCCUCGCCGCCGCCCUCGCCGCCGCCGCCGCCGGUUCCCCUGCUGCCUCCCCCGCGCGAGGUUCCUCCCCCCAUUUUUGCUCUCCCCCCUACCCCGCCGCCGCCGCCGCCACCCCCGCUCCCGCUAUGGCCCGUGCCUGCCGCCAUCGCCCAGGAACAGCUGCGGUUCAUGCACGAGCGCGAGGCUCGUGAACUGGCGGUGAUGUACCACCAGGCGGAAUUGGCGAGGGCUGCUGCUGGUAGAGCCAUUGCGGUGCCGCCGUUCCCUCACCCGGGGCCGGGGGAGGCCGGCUGGGGGAACCCCCCGGGGCCGUGCGCGGUCUGCGGCAAGCCCGAGACACCAUGGGAAACCAUUAUCUGUGACGCCUGCGACCGUGCGUUCCACCAAUCCUGCGUCCGCGUCUGGGGUCCGCCGGUCGGGACCCAGCCUCUGCCGCCGCCGCCGCCUGCAACCCCUGGCGUGCGUCGCCCCGCAGUGACAAUGAACGAGGACUGGAUGUGCCCACAGUGUGAGAGGAAUGGCAAGCGCUCCGAACGCUGGAAGCUUGGACCCGUGCGGCUCGACAUCAAUGCUGCCCCACCUCCCUGGACGGAGGAUGCUGCCCCAACUCACUGGACGGAGGGUCCUGUCCUCACCAGAGGAAUUGAUCCUGAUGGAGCUCAUUUGACUGAGUUGCCACAUUUUGAGGGCCUUCACUUAAAGAAUACAACUCUUUAUGACGCGAAUCAGUUUAUGCCAGCAUUUGGUUUUAGCAUGAGACAACCAUUGGCUUCCACGGACCGAGACUUUGUUGCCGAUGGAAAUGUAGCACAAAGUUCAAAUCAUAUACGCAGAAGGAGAAGAGAUUUUCCACAAGCAUCAACUUUUCCCAUGUUUGCUGAGAAGCACGAGUUUGGAAGUGCUAACAUUUUUAUGGAUCCAUCGGUUUUUACUAAAGCAACCGAGCCGAGUCCUAGUGAAGACAGAAAUGCACCAAUGGCUCCAAAAUUUCUAUUGGAAAGUAAUAACCGCCGAUUAAAUCAUUGCACUGUUGGCCUACCAGUUCAAUAUCAAGAUUUCUUUAUUACUAGCUUGGGGGAAAUUGAUAAACGGGCAAGCUACCACAAUCAACACCAGAUAUGGCCAGUGGGUUUUACAUCUUACUGGCAUGAUAGAGUUACUGGCUCACUGUUUGAGUGUGAGGUGCAAGAUGGAGGGAGUUUUGGACCUUUGUUUAAGGUGAGAAGAUUACCAUGUUCGGUGUUCCCACUACCAGAAGCAUCAACCAUUCUAUCUCAAAAUGGUGCAAGAAAGGCCGAUACAUCUGAAACGAAGGAAAGUAGUAGUUUCAUUGGAGAUGCUGCUUACUAUAUGGAUGAUAAUAUAUCAAGUCUCCUAUCAGAUCCCUCUGAGACCAAUCAAUAUUACUUAUCAUUUCUAGCAAAUGAUAUGGUGGGUAAAAGGACCUCUUUGAAUUGCAAUGAUGGACAUAGUUCAAAUAUGACGGCACCAAUACUACCUUCACAUUCUGAUAAUGUUAGUUUGGCACCAAGUAAAGAAGCCAAUAUUCAUGACAGAAUUGGUGACUUUACAUUUGAGGGAACAUCAUCUUCCUCAGUAUGGAGGAUGAUUUCUUGUGCUAUGAUGGAAGCUUGUGAAAAAAUGUACAAGGAACAUGGCCAUUUGAUGUUCUUGUGCUCACAUAGCAGUGAAAAUCAUUCAUUAAACAAAGGGAGUGGAUGUCAGAACUUUGAUGGUCCUUGCGCUCCCUUAACUAGAUUUUGUUCAUCCAAUGGGCCCACUAUACCACGACUUAUAGAGAAGAAGAAUGAUGUGGAAUCUUCUUGUACAUUACUGAAAGAAUGGUUAUACCAAGACAGAAUUGGGCUUGAUCUGGAUUUUGUGCAAGAAAUUUUGGAAUCUCUUCCUGGAUCCUUGGCUUGUUUAAACUAUCAGUUCUUAUGUGAUAGGGCUAAAUCUGUCUCUUGUGUUACGGUUGCAAGUGGUUCACUUGUGGCUGUGCACAAGGAUGGUCAAAGUAAUGGAGAUACCAUGUCAUAUGGUAGACAUGGAUCUGCGGUGACUGGGCUACAGGAUCAUGUUCAGCCUAGUGGUUCUAGCAUCCGUGAGCUACCUCCAGGACAUCUUAUUAGCUGUAAGCUUUCACCAGAGUUGGCGGGAGAUGUUUUCCAGAUAUGGGAAUUCCUGGGGCGCUUCGCUGAAAUAAUUGGCCUCAAAGAAGUUCCUUCAUAUGAGCAAUUAGAAGACGAACUUAUUGACCCAUGGCCAAUUUGUGCAAAUCAGAAUGAAUUAUUGUCAAAUGCUGAAACGGGUCUGACCAAUAAUGAAGAGAUUGUGUCUGUAUUUAUUCCUGUUGAAACAUCCUCUAUGAAGGAAGCUGAUCAAGAUAAAUUGGCAGCCCAAACACUUGGGAGAUACAGUGGUGUAGUAUUGCCUGGGGUCCACCUUACACUCUUUAAGGUUCUUUUUGGGGAGCUAUUAUCAAAGGUUGCGAUUUUUGUAGACCCAAACAUCGAUCCCAAAGAAUCAAAGCCCAGACGCGGAAGAAAGAGGGACACUGAGAGUCUCAAUUCAGCAAAAGAAUUAAACUUUGAUAUGCUGACUGCUAACAAGCUGACAUGGCCAGAGUUGGCCAGAAGGUAUCUAUUAGCUGUUUCUUCCAUAAGUGGAUGCAUGGAUUUGUCUGAUAUUUCCAGCAGAGAAGGAGUGAAGUUGUUUCGCUGCCUACAAGGUGAUGGUGGUAUCCUGUGCGGAGCACUACCUGGGGUUGCUGGCAUGGAGAAGGAUGCCUCGCUGCUUGUGGAGGCGGAGAGUUUGAUAUGCAAUUCUUCAUCAAAUGAAGGAAACAAGGUUUUUAUGAUGGAUUACAAGGAUACUGAUAUGAUAGAUUCUGCUGAGGUCCCUGUUGCUGAUAAUAAAAAAUUGCCAGAUUGGGCAGAACCGCUGGAGCCUGUGAGAAAAUUACCAACAAAUGUGGGAACAAGAAUUAGAAAGUGUGUUUAUGAAGCUUUGGAGAGAAAACCUCCGGAAUGGGCAAGGAAAAUUUUGGAGCAAUCAAUAAGUAAAGAGGUCUACAAGGGUAAUGCUUCCGGACCUACCAAGAAAGCUGUUUUAUCCGUGUUGGCACAGGCAUGUCGUGUGAUUGUGCCACAAAAUCCCGAAAACUCACGGAAAGAAAAAAAAUCUAUAUCCAUCUCAGAUGCUAUCUUGAGAAAGUGUCGUAUUGCCCUGCGACGUGCUAUUUCCUCAGAUGAAUCUAAGUUUUUUGGAAAUUUGCUUGGAACUACUCUAAUGAAUUCUAAUGAGAACGAGGAUGAGGGGAUCCUUGGAUUUCCUGGCAUGGUGUCUCGCCCUUUGGACUUCCGCACAAUUGAUAUAAGGCUGGCUGUGGGUGCUUACUGUGGAUCUUGGGAGACUUUUCAUGAGGAUGUGCAAGAAGUAAUCCGCAAUCUGCACACCGCAUUUGGUGAUCGACCUGAUGUACUGGACAUGGUUGUUUCAUUGUCUCAGGGUUUUGAAUCAUUAUAUAAGACAGAGGUGCUCGACAUUGUACAGAAAUUUGAUUUUUACCUGUCUAAUGGAAAUGCUGGUUCAGAAAUCCACGAUGAGCUACAUGAUAUUCUGAGUGCGGCAACCAAUUUACCCAAAGCUCCAUGGGAGGAUGGUGUUUGCAAAGUAUGUGGCAUUGAUAGGGACGAUGAUAGUGUUCUGCUUUGUGAUAAAUGUGACUCAGAAUACCAUACUUACUGCUUGAAUCCACCACUAGCUCGUAUACCACAAGGAAAUUGGUACUGUCCUUCAUGUAUGUCAGGUCAAAAGAAAUCACAUCUUGAUCAGGGUGUUAAGGAUUUGAAACGACAACAAAAGAAGCAUGUUGGAGAGGAAUUUCAUGCCUUUCAUGAGGUACUCAGUAAGUUAGCUGCAGCAAUGGAAGAGAAGGAGUACUGGGAGCUUAGCAUAUAUGAGAGAAUAGAUUUGCUCAAAUUUCUUUGUGAUGAAAUGCUCAACACAGCUCUAAUUAGAGAACAUCUAGAUCAAUGUCCAGAUAAGUUGAGUGAUCUCCAGCAGAAGUUCCGUGCUUUGAAUUUUGAAUUGAAAGAUUUGAAACAUAAAGAAGAAAUAAGGACUUCAUAUGCUAGACAAAGCAGAAUUAGCAAAAUUGAACAGCACCUAAGCAAUAGUUCCGGACUUGUGCAAAAUAAACAGAAUGAUGUGCCCACUGUAUCAGGCCAUCUUGAAGAGGCUGAAGUGAACCUGAACCGCCCAGCUGAAGGUGCUCCUCCUGGGCAAUUGAAUGUAGACAAACCUUGCAGCAGUGGCAAUGACAUGUCUACGAUUGAAGAAUAUAAAUCUUUGGGACAUUCUGGGCAACCAUCAGAGACAGUUAGUGACUGGAUUGAAGGGGGCACCAUUGAUGAACGGUCCCAAAGUUGCGAGAAGAGGUUACUAGAUGGUACAAUCAGUACGUGUGAAAACUUAAAUUUGAGAGGAACUCCUAUUGCAGAAAGAGCACCAGUAGCUCCACCUCUGAUUCCUGGAGGGGAGUUACCUGACGAAAAUGCUAGCACAUCAUUCCAAGAUAAUCUGAAAACAUCAUCAGCUAGAUCACUUGAGCGCGAUGCUGAUAAUGAUGAAAUGGAUAGUUUAUCUGAUGAUGUUUCAAAAUUGCAGGAUUCAGUUAGCAUAGUGGAGUCACAGCUUAAUAUGGCAUCUCUCAGAAGAGAUUGUCUCGGAAAAGAUUCUUUGGGUCGACUGUACUGGGUUUUAGGAAGACCUGGUAAACGUCCUUUGCUGAUUGCUGAUGGAAGCAUGCUUAUACGCAAGGAGAGAAACAUUAGCAUGGUUAACAACUACGAUGCGUCUCUUUUUCAUAAAGGUUGGAAUUCAGCAUCUAUCUUUAUUUAUGAAUCUGAUGAAGAAAUUCGGUAUCUUGUUGACUGGUUAAAGGACUAUGAUCCUAGGGACAAGGAACUGAAAGAUGCUAUCCUUCAGUGGCAAAGACAUCAUAAUCACCAAGGUGGUUAUCUCCGUGAUCCUCCAGUGUCCAUAUUGUCAAAGAAUGAGCAGCUUAUGGACCUUCCAAGUACCAAGGCUGCAGUAGUUUUGGAGCAGAAGUAUGGUUUGCAAUUGGACCAGGACACAAGUAAUCUCUCGAGAAGGCGAGGAAGGAAGACAAACAUAGGUUCUGAAGAAAGAACAUACCGCUGCGACUGUUUAGAACCUGUAUGGCCUUCUCGACACCACUGUUUAACAUGUCAUGAGACCUAUUUCACAUCAUCGGAGUAUGAAGGGCAUAAUUCUGGAAAAUGCAAUAGAAACAGUCAUUCUCCUAGUGAAAGCAAAGAAAAUGAUGAGCUAAAAGUGAAGAGUGCCAAGUCUGAUAUCAAGGAAAAAGAUUCCCUUGACCGUAGCUCUGCCAUUGAGUCAUCUAGUAGCAGAAAGUUGAACUCAUGCCCAUAUGACUUUGAAGAGAUUUGCAGAAAGUUUGUCACAAAUGAUUCAAACAAGGAGAUAGUGAAGGAUAUCGGACUUAUUGGAUCAAAUGGAGUUCCUUCUUUUGUCCCUUCACCUGCAUUUUUUCUUGAACCUGCAAUUAUUCUGAAUAAAGACAAAAAAGAUGUCCCAGAUGAUUGGACUUCCUCCCUAGAGGAAUGCCAGUCAAUGUCCGCACAACAGUUAGGGCAGGAAGAGUCCAAGUCUGGUCAAAAUUGUCCUGAUAAUACUUGCGAUGAAAAUGUGCCAAAAUCUAGGAAGCCCACCCCUGAUAGUACUUGUGAGGCAUCAUCUUCCGUAACACACAAGCCAACAAGUUUGUUGGCUGUUAAUGGAGGCUUGGUUCCAGAGUCAUCAUUGAGGCCUGUUGUAGGAAAAAACUCUCAUAUCCUAAAGCAGCAAAAGAUAAAUUUGCUUGAUAUAGAUGCAGCAUUGCCUGAGGAAGCUUUAAGAGCCUCAAAGUCUCAACAAAUAAAAAGACGGUCAUGGCGCACUUUUGUCAAGGAUGCAGAAUCAAUAUGCGAGAUGGUAUUGGCCACCAGCUUGUUGGAGAGUAUGAUACGAACUGAGUUCCUGAAGAACGACUGGUGGUACUGGUCCUCCUUCACAGUUGCUAUGAAGACUUCAACUGUAUCUUCGCUCGCACUCAGGAUCUACACCCUUGAUGACUGCAUCAUCUACGCCAAGGAUCCAAACGUUGAGCCAGCCGACAAUACAAAAGUCAUAAACAGGGGGAAGAGGAGGAAAGAGCCAGAACCAUCGGCGUCGUAAUCUCUGACGCUCUGUUGUAUACUCCAGAUUUAGAAGUUCUGCUAGCGCAGCAACAUUGUUGCACUGCCGUCCAAUAUUUAGAUGAUAGAGUCUUUGGUUAUGUGGUACCUUCAGAUAGUGGGUAGCUUUGAUUCUGGUGUCCCUGUAAGGGUGCAACCGUGACCGUUCAUUUUAAUAAGUCAUUAUACAGACUAUCGUAGUUUGCCUUAGAUCUUUCAUUUACUAAAGGGCUAGCCGGCCUACGAUGAUUGGUAAUGCAUCGCCAUUUUCUCUGGAAAUGGACGCUGCCAUGUAAGCUGUUUGAUGGAUGGCAGCGGCAAGAGCUGGCGUUUAAUCUUUUACGCCAGGCGCUACUGCGGGCGUAGUUUGACUUUUGGGCUAAUCUGUUUUGGCUUUCGAGGCCACAGAUGAGGUUUAGCCGUGUGCCCGUGUAGUAGGUCUGAGAGCAUAUACAGCAGUCUGUAAGUGCCGCCUAGGAUUUGAUCAGAGAAAAACAAGAGAAGGAACGAAGAGGGAGUGUGUGUCCAAGUUUUUCUUUUGUAGACAGCUUAUUUUUUCAUAGCUGACUACUCCUAGAUUAUUAGAGUUGUCUGUAAGUGACAUGGAGAAGUCGAGCUCCAAAGAGCGUGCUGAAACCGUUGUACUCCUACAUGGCAAGGUAUCGUACCAUUUCUAUGUACCGGGUAUGGGGUGGGUGUUACGCUGUAUGCAAAAGUACAUAUCGUUUGGUUUUGACAUCGCA